Messenger RNA from Eruca vesicaria subsp. sativa (arugula), 390 nucleotides. The record is from the annotation of a GenBank genome assembly. NCBI's taxonomy places the organism in Eukaryota, Viridiplantae, Streptophyta, Magnoliopsida, Brassicales, Brassicaceae.
AUGGUUUAUACAGAUUCUGAUGAUACACAACCACCGAAGGACUCACAGUUUUUAGAGACGCAAUUGAUUUUCAGUUGUCCACCACAGUUUGCUCCAGAGUGUAACACUUUCAAAUGGAAAGUGAAAAUCAGAGAUGCAAAUGGAAAAAUACAAGAACAAACGUUGAUAGCAAAACAAGUUUGGAAAUUGCAAAACUGCAAAGUGAUAGUUCAUUUUGAUGAAGAUUGUGGCCAGCCUGAUGAAGAUUCUGGAGGUUUAUUGGGGUCUUGGUUAGGUCAGUUGAGCAAUGAUGUUAAUUCGUUGCCAAUUGACUAUGCUGAUAGGAGGGUAUUUGCUCCUCACAGGAAGGACAAACCUAACGUUGAAAGAACACACAAAUAUAAGAACUAA